Messenger RNA from Homarus americanus (American lobster), 1236 nucleotides. RefSeq lists its product as uncharacterized. NCBI's taxonomy places the organism in Eukaryota, Metazoa, Arthropoda, Malacostraca, Decapoda, Nephropidae. The record is from RefSeq and is a predicted model, not a curated record.
AUCUGUGCCCUACCCCAGUGAUGACAGCAUCUCUCUGGUUAGCUUACGUCUGGACAGUCCUCCUCGCAAGGCCAGGGCUCGUGUAAAACCUCCCCCUCGACGAAAGACACUGACUAAGCUGCAGAGUCAUCAGCGUAGACGACGAGGUGGUUCUGCAUCUUCUAGUGAUGGGGAAUCCCCUCCGCGAAAACCUACCAAGCACCACCAAAAGGACAUUGCUGCACCAACCCGCCGCCGGGGAAACAGUCUUAGUAGGCUUGAGCGAAACACCAAUCAACCAGGAAUUUGGACAUCGGGUAAUACAAAUGGUGGAGGACGACGGCAAAGUAUUCCGGGACGUAAAGGUCGACCUAAGUCACCUGAUAUGUGUGGCCAGGUAGGGUUUGCUUUACACUACUGAGCUCCAAAAUACAAAGCAACAAUAUCCAUCUACUCAUGGGUCUCUGCAAGGCCCUAGUAUCUUUCGUUCCACAUGAAGCUGAGAGAUACCUUAUAUAAAAUGGCAAACAUACAAAAUAUAAUUUUACUUUUGUUUCGGUAUGUAAAUAAAAUGUAUAAUUAUAUACAGUAUUUAAUUUUAGAGAUGGUCCUGUUAAAUGAUCAUCAUUGACAUGAAAUGUUAAUGCGGAAAGCUGCCCUUAAUUGACUCGUGAAACUGCUCUGUCUUGUACUGUUACUAUCUUUGACAUGAUUUGGUCUGUUGACACCUUACAAUAGGAUAAAUAAAUAAUGUUUUACAACCAUAACCUAUUGAGAAUGGAAUUCAGUCAAUGGAUGAGGUAGGUAUGAAAGUGUUAACAGGCGAGUGUUUUAUACAGAAGCCCAAAGUUAUGAUAAUACUUAUCUAGAAAGAUGCAAUUCCUAUAAAAGUUUAUGUGCCAUAAGUUUUCAUAAUUCUAAAUUUCCUUUUAAAUUCAUAUACCUGUAUUCCACCAACUACUGAUAAUUAUCACUAAAGUUACUGGCUUCCGCAGAACAACUGGUGUAUAAAUUACAGUAUAAAGGUUAUUGGAAAGUAAAUUAUUAUUACCCAAUUUUCUUUGUUACUCACUAAUCUACAAGAGUAGAAGAUUUUUAAAUUUUUAAAUUCUAGUCCUUUACCACAAAGGGGAUUCUGACCUUGUCAGUUUUGUUAAUAUAUUUUUAAUGUACUGAAAGUUAAUUUCCAAUACAGUAUAUAUAAUUUGUUAUUGCAAAAUGUCAAAUAUGUACCAUAAUAAACAAAAUGUAGAAUAA